AAAAAUGGUAGUAACAUUAAAAAAUCUAGAGAAAAAUUACAACUAUAAAGAAGAGUGAACACCAAUCUAGUUAUCCAAAGUCUUACAAGUUCCCAUAUUUUUCGAUUUUGUUAUACCCAAUUAAACAUUAAUUACUGAUUAAUUUAAUUAGUAUUUUUUUAAUCAUUUUUAUCAUCCAUUUUUGUAAAUUUUUUAUAUCAAAACCACAUUGUUUUCAUUCAUAUUAAGAAAAAAUCAAUACCCUCUGUCGGAUCAGAUCGGAUGAAUAUUCCCUCAUAAAAAUUUUGCAGCCAAUUAUAGAUCUGAUGUGAUUUUAUAUGAUUUUGUCUAUGCAGCUACAACAAAAGAACAAAGUAUUGCCAUUUUUUUUUCACCUUUAAUUUCCUUCCACAGACAAAUAGUUUCGGAGCUUUGUCACUUAUCUGUGACUCAGCCUCAAGCCGAGGCUCUUCAAGGCUUCAUAUAUGAUAUACUGAACCUGUGUCGGUUUAUCAGCUGUGGAACGAUCUGGGAGUCAUAGUUGGGGUUGUAUCAAGCAAUAGGCGAAUGGGGUCGUUGAAAAAUGAAGAGGAAUUGGAGGGAGUUGAGGAAGGGUCAAAGGAAGCAAUCUUGUAUGUUAAUGGGGUUCGCAAGGUGUUGCCUGAUGGGUUGGCUCAUUUGACUCUUCUCGAGUAUCUUAGAGACAUAGGUCUGACGGGGACAAAGUUGGGCUGUGGCGAAGGUGGUUGUGGGGCUUGCACUGUGAUGGUUUCUUAUUUUGAUGAAAAUUCGAAGAAAUGUGUGCAUUAUGCUGUCAAUGCAUGCUUAGCCCCUCUGUAUUCUGUCGAAGGGAUGCAUGUAAUUACAGUGGAGGGGAUUGGAAACCGCAGAAAUGGAUUGCAUCCAAUUCAGGAAUCAUUGGCCCUCUCUCAUGGGUCACAAUGCGGAUUUUGUACUCCUGGUUUCAUUAUGUCCAUGUAUGCGUUAUUAAGGUCAAGUCAGACACCACCCAGUGAAGAGCAGAUCGAAGAAAGCCUUGCAGGAAAUUUGUGUAGAUGCACAGGUUACAGACCGAUUAUUGAUGCAUUUCGAGUAUUUGCCAAAACUGAUGAUGUUUUAUAUACUGAUAGAUCUUCACUGAGCCUUCAAGAAGGUGAGUUUAUUUGCCCUUCAACUGGUAAGCCCUGUUCAUGUAAAUCAGGGAGUUCAAAUGAUAAGGAUGCUGCCAAAUCAAAUAUGAGUUGUGUUGAUAGGUAUGAACCCAUUUCUUACAGUGAGAUACAGGGAAGCACAUACACCGAAAAAGAGCUUAUUUUCCCCCCUGAGCUGUUAUUGAGGAAAUUAACUCCUUUGAAUAUGAAUGGAUUUGGUGGGCUUAAGUGGUAUCGGCCCUUAGGACUAAAACAUUUGUUGGAGUUAAAAGCAAGAUACCCAGAUGCAAAGUUAGUGGUAGGUAAUUCCGAGGUAGGAAUUGAAAUGAGGUUGAAGAGAAUCCAGCAUCAAGUUUUGAUCUCUGUCAUAAAUAUACCUGAACUUACUAUGUUGAGUGUGAAGGAUGAUGGCUUGGAGAUAGGUGCUGCAGUACGAUUAUCAUCACUCCAGAACCUUUUGAGAAAGGUUUUGGCAGACCGUGUUGCUUAUGAAACAUCAGCUUGUAAGGCCUUUAUUGAACAGAUAAAAUGGUUUGCCGGGACACAGAUAAAAAAUGUUGCAUCAGUUGGUGGAAAUAUUUGUACUGCCAGUCCAAUCUCAGAUUUGAAUCCGCUCUGGAUGGCUGCAGGAGCAAAGUUCAGAGUGAUAAAUUGUAAAGGGAAUAUCAGAACAGUCCUGGCAGAAAAUUUCUUCCUGGGUUACCGUAAGGUGGAUCUGGCGCAUGAUGAAAUUUUACUCUCAAUUUUUUUACCAUGGACUAGGCCUUUUGAGUUUGUGAAAGAAUUCAAGCAGGCUCAUCGAAGGGAUGACGAUAUUGCAAUUGUAAAUGCUGGAAUGCGGGUUUAUCUUCAAGAAAAGGAAGAAAAGUGGGUGGUUUCAGAUGCAUCAAUUGCUUAUGGAGGGGUAGCUCCCCUGUCUCUUUCUGCAUCAAAAACAAAAGAUUUUCUUAUUGGUAAGAUUUGGAACCGGGAACUAUUGCAGGAUGCUUUGAAAAUUUUGCAAAAGAACAUUUUAAUCAAGGAUGAUGCACCAGGUGGGAUGGUGGAGUUUCGAAAAUCUUUAACUCUAAGUUUCUUCUUUAAAUUUUUCCUAUGGGUUUCUCAUCAAAUGGAUGGGCAGAGAUUCUUCCUGGAAACUGUACCAAUAUCACAUCUGUCAGCUGUACAGCCAUUCCACCGGCCAUCAGUUACAGGAAUGCAGGACUAUGAAGUUGUAAAACAUGGGACAGCUGUGGGGUCUCCCGAGAUUCAUCUUUCAUCGAAACUUCAAGUUACAGGGGAGGCAGAAUAUGCUGAUGACAUGCCAAUGCCUCCAAAUGGUCUACAUGCUGCUUUAGUAUUAAGUAGAAAGCCUCAUGCUCGUAUCCUUUCAAUAGAUGAUUCAGGAGCGAAGUCUUCACCUGGGUUUGCAGGAAUAUUUUUUCAUAAAGAUGUGCCAGGUGGUAAUGCUAUUGGACCAGUUGUUAACGAUGAGGAAAUAUUUGCUUCAGAAUUUGUCACUUUUGUGGGACAGGUAAUAGGAGUAGUUGUUGCUGAUACACAAGAAAAUGCAAAACUAGCGGCAAGAAAAGUUCAUGUUAAAUAUGAAGAGCUCCCAGCGAUCUUAUCAAUAGAGGAUGCCCUCAAAGCUAAAAGUUUCCUUCCUAAUACAGAGAGGCAUAUAGAGAAAGGGGACGUUGACCUCUGUUUUCAAUCAGGCUGUUGUGAUAAGAUCUUAGAGGGUGAAGUCCAUGUAGGAGGCCAGGAACACUUCUAUUUGGAGACAAACAGCAGUUUAGUGUGGACAACAGAUAGCGGGAAUGAAGUUCACAUGAUAUCAUCCACUCAAUGUCCCCAGAAGCAUCAGAAAUAUGUUUCUCAUGUUCUUGGUCUUCCAAUGUCAAAAGUAGUUUGCAAAACCAAGCGAAUCGGUGGUGGAUUUGGGGGGAAAGAGACUAGGUCAGCUUGCUUUGCUGCUGUGGCUUGUGUUCCAUCAUAUCUGUUGAAUCGGCCAGUGAAACUCACAUUAGAUAGAGACAUAGACAUGAUGAUAUCUGGGCAGCGCCAUACCUUUCUUGGAAAGUACAAGGUCGGAUUUACAAAUGAUGGGAAGGUUCAGGCUUUGGAUCUUGAAAUCUACAACAAUGGUGGAAACUCGCUGGACCUGUCUGGUGCUGUCCUUGAACGUGCUAUGUUCCAUUCAGAUAAUGUUUAUGAUAUACCAAAUGUCAGGAUCAAUGGAAAGGUUUGCUUAACUAAUUUUCCUAGUCACACUGCUUUCCGAGGAUUUGGUGGUCCUCAGGGUAUGCUCAUCACUGAAAAUUGGAUUCAAAGAAUUGCCACAGAACUUAAGAAAAGCCCAGAAGAGAUAAGGGAGAUUAAUUUUCAAAGUGAAGGAUGUGUUACACACUAUGGUCAACAACUCCAACACUUCACACUGCCCCGGGUUUGGAAUGAACUGAAGUCAUCGUGUGAGUUUUUAAAGGCUCGGGGCGAAGUUGACCAGUUUAAUCUUCAAAAUCGGUGGAAGAAACGUGGAGUUGCUAUGGUUCCAACAAAGUUUGGCAUUUCCUUUACAACAAAGUUUAUGAACCAGGCAGGUGCUUUAGUUCAUGUCUAUACAGAUGGCACUGUUUUAGUGACACAUGGGGGUGUUGAGAUGGGGCAAGGUUUACAUACAAAAGUUGCUCAAGUUGCUGCUUCUUCCUUCAAUAUUCCACUCAGUUCUGUAUUUAUAUCAGAGACAAGUACCGACAAGGUUCCUAAUUCAACACCAACAGCAGCUUCUGCAAGUUCUGAUAUGUAUGGAGCUGCAGUUUUAGAUGCUUGCGAGCAAAUAAAAGCACGGAUGGAGCCGAUAGCUUCAAAACGUAAUUUUAGCUCUUUCGCUGAGCUGGUUACUGCAUGCUAUUUGGAGCGAAUAGACCUUUCGGCUCAUGGAUUUUAUAUUACACCUGAUAUUCAUUUUGAUUGGAAGACUGGCAAAGGGAGCCCAUUCAGUUACUUCACCUAUGGAGCUUCAUUUGCUGAGGUUGAAAUUGAUACAUUGACAGGAGAUUUUCACACUAGGGUGGCAAAUGUUUUCUUGGAUCUUGGACAUUCGAUAAAUCCAGCCAUUGAUGUUGGACAGAUUGAAGGAGCAUUUGUGCAAGGUCUGGGUUGGGUUGCCUUAGAAGAGCUAAAAUGGGGAGAUGCAGCUCACAAAUGGAUUCCACCUGGUUGCCUGUACACAUGUGGGCCUGGAAGUUACAAAAUUCCUUCUAUCAAUGAUGUCCCCUUAAAAUUUGAUGUUUCACUUCUGAAGGGUGCUCCAAAUCCAAAGGCCAUCCAUUCAUCCAAGGCUGUGGGUGAGCCUCCAUUUUUUCUGGCUUCCUCUGUCUUCUUCGCCAUCAAAGAUGCAAUUGUGGCCGCACGAAGAGAAGUGGGGAACAAAGACUGGUUUCCUCUUGAUAAUCCAGCAACACCUGAGCGGGUCCGGAUGGCUUGUCUAGAUGAAUUUGCCAUGCAAUUUGUCAGCUCUGAUUUCCGCCCAAAGCUUAGUGUUUAAUCCACUGGUUGCUGCUGUACUUAUGCAGUGAAUCUGCAUCUGUAAUUAUACAAAAAAGGGUUGAUGCUCAACUUAGCAUAUCGCAACAUGUGAAAUAGUCAAUAAUGAAUUCACCCAUUUCAAGUACCACAAACUGUACUUUCUUUACAUUCUUACACCCAUUAGAACUAGAACCGCUGCUGCAACAGGUGAUUGUGUACGGAUUGACAAGAACUGAUUUAAUACAAUAUUGGUUGUUGCAUUUGAUUCCA
This is a messenger RNA of Vitis vinifera (wine grape), 4907 nucleotides long. RefSeq names its product xanthine dehydrogenase 1. The record is from RefSeq and is a predicted model, not a curated record. The transcript has 14 exons. NCBI's taxonomy places the organism in Eukaryota, Viridiplantae, Streptophyta, Magnoliopsida, Vitales, Vitaceae. Bases 547 to 4656 code for a protein of 1369 amino acids. Gene Ontology annotation, molecular function: FAD binding; iron ion binding; oxidoreductase activity.